ACGCCGUUACAAAUUGAAAAACAUGCUGCAAAAGUUUACACAAAAACGGUAUUUUCAGAGGUGCAAAUGGAGAUUGAAACAACAUGUUUCAGAUGUGUGUCUGUGCAUAUUGAAAAGGAGCAUGAAAACACCAAAUAUAAGGUUGUAGAAGUUGGACAAGAUGGUGUUGACUUCAUUAUUAAUAAAUGUGGUGAUUCUGUAGAUUGCAGCUGCAAAAAGUUUCAACAGUUUGGAUUGUUAUGUCGUCACACAAUGAUGCUAAUCAAGGACUUAGAAAGAAUACCAGAGAAAUACCUCCUCAACCGUUGGUUUAAAUUUGCUUCUUCUGGACAUGAGAUUGAUAAUGCAAGAUUAAAUGCACUUAAUGGCAAAAAUCAGAGAAAUGCAUAUUUAAACAAUCUAUGGUCUGAUUUUCAUUGUUGUAUAACUCUUGCUGAAGGUAGCAAAGACAAAUUGGAACGAUUAUCCAGGAUUAUAAAUGAAGAAAAGAACCAGUUGUUGGGUGCACAACAAGUUUCCAAUUCAAUCCUGAGUAAAGAAGCUGUAAUACAAGAAUUAUGUGGUUUAGUUUCGAAUCUUGAUGUUGAUACCUACCACCAAAGCAAACAAAAACAAGAGGAGUGGAAGCAACACAAAAAUCUGAUUGCUGUCACAAUAAGAAAAAUCUACCAAAGAAAGUCAAAAGCUGAAAAGACGUUGCCUUCUAAACCAACCCCAGCCCAUUAUUUCCGAUCCAAAUUUGCAGCCCAGUUCCAACCCCCAGCCCGUCUCCUUCAACCGACACACCACGGUCUUUAUAAUGAGCCCAACCACCAACAGCCAGCCGGUUCAACCUCAUCCGCUUGCUCCGACGCCGGCUCCGACGUUGUCUCUGCCACCGGAAAACCUAAGCCGGCAAAUUCCAAUACUGCCUCGGCAUUAGUUACUUCUUUUGGAAAUAUUGGACCUAACCCAGCUCCCCAGACCGAACAGUUACCAGGAGCACCAACCAUUAAUACUGGAGCCUCUGAGCCUACCAUUCUUUACGUUCGAGAAGAUGGCGCGGUGGUCACGACAGGGACACGACCGGCAGGCACAUCCACAGCCAAUCACAACACAGCCGGGACCCCCACGACCACACCCAAGAGCCCACUCUCCUUCCGGGACGCUAUUACGGGAAGAAGAGACGGCAGUUCGAAUGGUCCACGUCCAGCACUAAAAGAAUUCAUACUUGACGGUGAUUAUGCGAACGCUUGCGGGACCAUCAUACGCUCGGAGGCUAACAGAGUGAAGGUCCGAUUCUCACAGGCCGAAGCUGUCACCCUCGCAGGUAA
Striga hermonthica is the source of this 1313-nucleotide messenger RNA. Lineage: Eukaryota; Viridiplantae; Streptophyta; Magnoliopsida; Lamiales; Orobanchaceae. The record is from the annotation of a GenBank genome assembly.